Messenger RNA from Symbiodinium sp. CCMP2456, 1918 nucleotides. The record is from the annotation of a GenBank genome assembly. NCBI's taxonomy places the organism in Eukaryota, Dinophyceae, Suessiales, Symbiodiniaceae.
GGUUUUUGGAAGCACCGAAGAAGGAGAUUUCCCAACGUUAUCGUCGACACGGGUCGGGAUGCAGGAAAUGCGGCGGUAAACGUCGCAACGAACCCCAUUGACACCUUGAAGGAUGGCUACAACGCUGCUGCGAACAAGGCUGAAUGGUUGAGGAACAACGCAAUCUCGACCGUGGAGCAGGCCGUCGCGAUUCUGAGCCAAGGGUUCUCAGACUUUGGGGCCAGCUGCCCCCACAGUUCUGCGCCUUCGAUCAGAACAUUCAACUCUCAUGAGCUUAAAAUCUUCUUUGGGGAUCUCCGCUGCAAGAUCAGCCUGAUGGGGCAGUCGACCCCCUUGUUCGGACUCAACUUCGGCGAGCACAGAAUUGGCUUGCCGAGCCAGUUUAAAAUUCUCUUCCACGUGGGAUGGGAGCUGGUGGACACCUGCAGGGGAACCCACAACCACAUCGAGGUGACCAAGUGCCUUGCCAAAUCGCUUGCGAGAGUCAGUCCUCCAUUGGAUUUGCUUCCGUCGCAGAUGCGGAUACUUUAUCACCUAGGGUGGGAGCUGCAGAACACCUGCCACACCCACAACCACAAAGAGGUGACCAAGUGCCUUGCCAGAUCGCUUGCCAAGUUCAGUCCACCAGUGGACUUCCUGCCCGACCCGUUGAAGAAAGUUGCUAAUGGCCAAGUCUUGGAUCUUCUGCCUCAUCAACUGAAGAAAGUUGCCGACAACAAGAUCUUGGACCUUCUGCCCGAUCAGCUGAAGAUUCUUUUCCACCUUGGCUGGGAAUUGACUGGCAGCUGCAAGGGACACCACAACCACGUGGAGGUUACGAAGUGCCUUGCCAGCUCGCUUACGAAGGUAGGGAAGCUGGUAGACUUCCUUCCAGACCCGGUUCAGAAGGUCGCGAAUGGAAAAGUUUUUGACCUUUUGCCCGAUCAGCUCAGAAUUCUCUUCCACCUGGGCUGGGAAUUGUGGCACAGCUGCAAGGGAAAUCACAACCACGUUGAGGUGACAAAGUGCCUUGCCAGAUCGCUUGCAAAGUUCAGCCCUCCAUUGGAUUUCCUGCCCGACCCGUUGAAAAAAGUUGCCAGUGGUGACAUCAUGGGUCUCUUGCCGGGACAGCUGAACCAGAUUGCCAGCGGCAACAUCAUGGGGCUCAUGCCUGGGCCGAUGCAACUUCUCGGAGGUGGACAGCCGAAUUCCAUCCAAAAUAUGCUUACCUUGGGCGACACGCUCAUGGCGGCCGCCACAAGUGAGUUCCCAAAAGCUGGGGCCCCGGCCGUGGUGCACCAUCAAACGCCCAACUUCAUCAUCAGCAAGCACUCGCAGCAGGCCCCGAGAAACGCAGCCCUCUUGCAGCGGGACGAUGACGACGACGAGCCGCCGGCGGCGGUGAGUUGGAGCUUCAGCGACUACGGUCCCGAAAUCCGCUCCUUGGUCACUCAGUUCGACGGCAGGGAGACGUCGACGGGCUCCUGCCUGGCCUUUGCGCCCAGGAACAAGACGGGGAGCAACAACCAGGCGACCAAGGAGGAUUGGCAGGCUGCGAGUGAGGACGACUUUGUGAAGCUGGAGCCUUGGGCGGUUCCCUGCAGCAACAAGUGGAUGAAGGACAACUGGGACAAGUGGCAAGGCUACUCGUUCUACACCUCGGACGUGCACAUCGAGAAGUGUGUCACUGUGACCUUCCAGUUGAACAUGCAGCCUGUGGUGGCUUUCGUGGGCGGCAUCCAGUUCGACUUGCUGCCGGGGCCGCUGGCGGAAGUGAACACCCAAGUCUGCUGGCCGAAGACCCAGCCGGGUGGCCUCGACUUGAGCGUCCUGCGCUCCGAGAUCAAGUCCAACGGCAUCCUCCUCUUCAGCCGGACGCUGCGCCUCUCCAAGCGCUUCGGCGAGGACACGCACUUCAAGGCUUCGAACAUCAACGGAG